This is a messenger RNA of Episyrphus balteatus (marmalade hoverfly), 844 nucleotides long. RefSeq lists its product as uncharacterized. The transcript has 2 exons. The record is from RefSeq and is a predicted model, not a curated record. Bases 1 to 771 code for a protein of 256 amino acids. NCBI's taxonomy places the organism in Eukaryota, Metazoa, Arthropoda, Insecta, Diptera, Syrphidae.
AUGCGUGGAUUUAUUGUUUUAUGCCUAUCAGCUGUGGCUUUGGCUGCUCCACAAGGAUACAACUAUAAUCAGCAAAUUUCAUCAGUUGGAUCAUCAGGAUUAGGAGGAAGCUACCCAUCAUCCAUUGGUUCUUCAUCGAGCUAUUUCAGCGGUGGGCAUCAACAAAUUCAACCUCAAACUUCAUUCGGCCAUGGAUCACCAUCAAGCAGCUAUCUCUCACCACAUCAUCAACAACCUCAAAGACAAGAACCAAUUGUAUCGAAACGUUUCUUUAUCCACUCUGCCCCAGAAGAGAAUGAUGAAGAAUACAGAGAAAAGCACAUUACAGUUGGAACUCCAAGAAAGAACUACAAUGUAGUCUUCAUUAAGGCUCCAGCUAAGUCAACCAAGAAGACUGUCGUCAAGAUUACUCCAGCUGUUAAUGAAGAUAAGACUGUCAUUUAUGUUCUCAACAAAAAGACUGAUGCUGCUGAUGUUCAUGCUGAAGUCUUGGAACCACACACUUCUACCACCAAACCAGAAGUUUACUUCAUCAAGUACAAGACACCAGAAGAAGCUGCACAUGCUCAGGAACAAAUUCAAUCUCAGUACGAUUCUUUGGGUGGAUCUAGCCAGGUUACCGAUGAAGGUUUUGCUCCUGUGACAUCUGUUAUUGGAUCUCUUGGUAGCAAUAGUGUAGAACAAGGACAUGGAGGACAUGGUCAACAGUCGGGUAGCUACAGCCAACAUGCUGGUCACGCUAGCAGUGCAUAUUUACCACCCCAAUUCUAAGGAGGAAGUUAUUUAUCAUAUCAAUGUAAAUAGUCGGCUUUUGUAUGAUAUUAGAAAUUAUUAAGUUUUUUGU